Dermacentor andersoni is the source of this 749-nucleotide messenger RNA. RefSeq lists its product as uncharacterized. The record is from RefSeq and is a predicted model, not a curated record. NCBI's taxonomy places the organism in Eukaryota, Metazoa, Arthropoda, Arachnida, Ixodida, Ixodidae.
CAAUCGCAGCUACAGCCUAACACCGCCCUUAAUUCACCCCCUGGCACACGUUGCGCAGGUACCGCUUUCCAUAUAUAACCGCGGAAACAGUUUCCUUGUGCUUCACGUGAGGAAUAGAAGAGAACCUUCGCGUCCAAGCAUGGUCAAUGGACACUGCGUUGUCGUAGUGUUCGUUGUAUUCACCAUGAUAGCUGACGUCGGUCUAGCCAUCUCCGGUCUUGCUCAACGGUCGCUUCAAUCCAAGGUGCGCAUUGUAAACGGUGAAUGUAGCUUCGACUACAGCAACUUGAAGCAAGGCUACCUGACGCUGAAAGACGGGCGAUGCUUUAAAGCUGCCUGCGUUCCCGGAGAAGGCAGAGCUGUGUUCAGAUAUGUUCGUCGAUGUGAGCCACGUGAUUAUGGAAGAUUAUGCUGGGUCUCGGAUGGUUACUUGAGCCCGCUGUCAACUCAGGAAGAUGCAUCUACCGUGGCAGAUCCGUAUGGGAAGCUUACAUCACCCUUGCAGACGGGAAGUGCGUGAAAGCCAGAUGUAAGCCCAAAGAACGCCUGCUGCACUUCAUUCAGAUGAAGGAAUGUAUGCUCCCAGCUUCUGGUAGGGGAUGUUUCUACGAGGACGGACUUUUGGAACAGCAAUGCUGCAGGCCGACCACGAUUUGCUAUUAGCUACAGCCCCAAAUAAUGGGCGCCCUGUGCCCUCGCAGUCUGUGCUUCGUACUUACCGAAACAGAACAAUAAACGAUUCGUUGGAA